AAUUGUGAAUAUUCGUCAAAGUAAUGAACAAAAAUGGAUAUAAGAAAUGGGAUGAUCCCGUGGAAAAAAGAAAACAGCAGAACUAUUUGGAAGAGCAGAGAAAUAUGAAACCAGGUGUAUGCAAUAAGCUGUCCCUGUUGACAACUCGAUGGUAGGGCUGAGUGACUAAGACUAUAUUGCCCUGUGAUUUUUAGCAACGCUCGUAGUACUCCAUGUACAACCUGUGAAAGAGAGAGGAAAGGAGAUUAAGGCAGUAUGCAAACUUUGAAAGCAAAAAUAUAUAAGUUUUUACACGCUGUCAUUGAUCCGGACUUCUUGCAAAACCCUUACGGAACGGAUGUCCUCGCCAAGCUGUCCGAGCUGAACCUGAAGUACGAAAUUAAACAACAGCUGGCUACACGAAUCAUCACAUUCUAUCGUACCAACCAACAAACGCUAACCCAACCGGGAACACUGAGCCCUAAAACCACCGAUCAAAACUUUCUGAUUCACCUUAUGCUGGGACAAGAUCUCGUGCAUCAUAUCAAAGAGCGCAAUCUGCGGUCGUGCAUCGAAAACUUGCAACAAUUAUAUCCGAAUAAAACUAUUUCCCUACUAGUAUACGGACUGGUUAGCUACUGUCGCCAGAAUCGUGGCUGCGUUGGUCGUAAUGAAACCGAAAUGGCAUUAACGGAAUUGCAACUGUUUGCGGAAUGCUCGCAUCAGCUGCUGGAAACGGCAGAGGAGGUUGGUAAUUAUGUAGCCCAAUUGGGAAAAAGUUUGGCAGAACUACCGUAUAAGCAGCAGCAACAGGAAAAGUACAGCGGAGAGCAGUUGUACCUUGGAAAUGAGAAAAAAGGCUGCGUCCGUGUCGAGGGCACGGCUGGGUUACAUCAGCUGUAUCAGAACCAGCUGAUAAAAAUUCCAUCAGUCACCCUGGAAGUAGCAGAAGCAAUCAUUAGUGUUUAUCCAAGCUUGAAGCAGCUGAUCGAAGCUUUUCGCUUUGCAACUGACGCCCCUAACUUGCUGGCUGACAUCCCAAUCCGGAGAGCUGCAGGACCUAUUACUUCAUCGAUACGCCGUAUCGGACCGGAGUUAAGCAAAAAGAUUUACCGCUUAUAUGGCAGUGUCGAUCCGAAGCAGGAGAUCUGAACACAAGGAAAGUUAUAUUUUAAGUUCAGUACAGGAAGGAUCGCCACGUGUUUCACAUAAAAAUAUCUAUAUAAUUUCUUGAUUUUCUAUGCUAAUAAUGCACACAAAUGUACAAAGCAGCUGGAUACAAAAAAUUACUUCUUUUUCAAAACAUUGCUACUGAAAUUAAACA
Molecule: messenger RNA, 1303 nt
Organism: Wyeomyia smithii (pitcher-plant mosquito)
Lineage: Eukaryota; Metazoa; Arthropoda; Insecta; Diptera; Culicidae
Gene: mms4
Product: crossover junction endonuclease EME1
Exons: 3
Coding region: 256-1131 (291 amino acids)
Biological process (GO): double-strand break repair; resolution of meiotic recombination intermediates; mitotic intra-S DNA damage checkpoint signaling
Cellular component (GO): Holliday junction resolvase complex; nucleus
Molecular function (GO): DNA binding; nuclease activity
Source: RefSeq, a predicted model, not a curated record